Suillus subalutaceus is the source of this 1344-nucleotide messenger RNA. Its product is annotated as Alpha/beta knot methyltransferase. Gene Ontology annotation, cellular component: small-subunit processome; nucleolus. Lineage: Eukaryota; Fungi; Basidiomycota; Agaricomycetes; Boletales; Suillaceae. Gene Ontology annotation, molecular function: rRNA (pseudouridine) methyltransferase activity; rRNA binding. The transcript has 6 exons. Gene Ontology annotation, biological process: rRNA base methylation. Bases 149 to 1309 code for a protein of 386 amino acids. The record is from RefSeq and is a predicted model, not a curated record.
CUUGUGAAAAUUUUAUUGCCUAUGCCAGACUAGCGGAUACUUGCGGAUAUACUGAGCUCUCCAAACAAAAUUGAAUAAGUACUUGCGGAUCUGAUAUCUGGGGUUCACUUACAGUUACUCCAGUCCCCUCUUCCUCCUACAUCGAAUCAUGUCCGCUAUCUCAGAACUCCCUGUUCGUCGUCGUCGCCAUUCUGGAUCGACUACAGCACCAGCACCAGUCCGUGCUAGCCUGAGUCUACUUAAAACACAACAAGAUGACGAAGCUGUGUUCAUACCCCCACCGCGACCAAAAUCAACUCCCGUUGACGAACGGCCCCAACGACGACGAAGGUCCGGUUCAGCCGAGUCUGAUUCGGAAGGCUCCGAUAAGGAGACAACAACCAUGCAGGUUGAUAACGAUUCGCCUAGUCAAAAAACUCAGCAAUCUUCAUCAUCUCCAUCACACUCUCAAGAAUUCACCAAAAAACGUGGAGUUAUCACGCUCAAGUCAGAAAAUUCUAGCCCAGAGCGUCCUACUCGUCCUCUACCUGCUAAAUCUCGGAAAAUGGCCGGAAAUUCAUCCAGUAAUCCCAUGCCACAACCUGCGAACCCAUCUAUGCUGCCAGUUCAGGCUCAUGUACCCCGUGGUGGUAUCGCAUCGAAUCAGAGAAGGUUGUUUGUCAUCCUAGAGCAAUCUUGCUUGGAGGCAUACAGAGUUUCAAGUGGAGGAAAAGGCAAAGGCGGCAGGGAGGGCGAUGUCAAAUACACUCUUCUGAACUGCGACGAUCAUCAGGGCAUCCUUGCAAAGACUGGCAGAGAUAUUGCGGAUGCCCGCCCCGAUAUUACGCAUCAGUGCCUAUUGACACUCUUGGAUUCGCCUCUAAACAAGUCGGGUCUACUGCAGGUGUACAUCCACACUACAAAAGGGGUGCUCAUUGAGGUCAAUCCUCAUGUAAGGAUUCCUCGUACCUUCAAACGAUUCAGUGGAUUGAUGGUUCAACUUCUUCAUAAAUUGUCUAUUCGCGGUGUCAAUGGCCCAGAGAAGUUGCUCAAGGUAAUCAAGAACCCUGUAACCGACCACCUUCCUGCCAACACCAUGAAACUCACCCUUUCUGGUGAUGCUCCCACUGUUAGACUCUCCCGUUAUCUUCCGACUCUUCCGGAAACGCACUCUAUUGCUGUCUUUGUGGGCGCCAUGGCUCGAGGCCGCGAUGACUUUGCCGAUCAUCUUGUGGACGAAAAGAUCAGUAUCAGCGACUAUCCUCUAUCCGCAUCCGUCGCUUGUGGCAAGUUAUGUUGUGGUCUAGAAGAACUCUGGGACAUCGUCUGAUGUCCUCAUCUUCUAUAUCUCUUGACAUUAAAACU